AAUCGGCUAUUUAAGGAGCUGUUAGCCAGCAACCAAGCCAGCCCCCCCUCCCCACGUACACCCGUCCAGAGCCACCUUAAAAGCAGGAGGCAAUUGUGAAGUCGCUGGCCAGCAAGUAGAGUGAGGGCUGCAAGGGGAGAUAAAAAAAGAGAGGGCAGGAAGAGAUUUUUCCUGGGGACCCAGAAACCCACGACACCCCACUGAAAACCAACUCCCCUGGAAGCCCGCAGAGACACAGACAGCAAGAGAAAAAGAAAUACCUACACUCCAGGAAAUCUCUCUUUCUCCCCCCUCUUUCUCCCCUCUCCCCCAACCCCGCCUGCCCUCGUCCUCUAGUUUCCAAACUCCCAGUACCUUCUGCUCCUUCCGAGGACCAUGAGGUUCUUCACGCUCCUGCUAGAGGUGAUUUGGAUCCUGGCUGCAGUCGGGGGUCACCACUGGACGUAUGAGGGCCCACAUGGCCAACAGCACUGGCCAGCCUCAUACCCGGAGUGUGGAAGCAACGCCCAGUCCCCCAUCAACAUCCAGACAGACAGUGUGACUUUUGACCCCGAGUUGCCCGCUGUGCAGCCCCACGGAUACGACCAGCCUGGCACCGAGCCUUUGGACCUGCACAAUAAUGGCCACACAGUGCAACUUUCUCUGCCCCCUACCCUGUAUCUGGAGGGACUUCCCCGGAAGUACGUAGCUGCCCAGCUCCACCUGCACUGGGGUCAGAAAGGAUCCCCAGAGGGGUCAGAGCACCAGAUCAACGGCCAAGCCUCAGCUGCAGAGCUCCACAUCGUACAUUACGACUCUGACUCCUAUCACAGCUUGAGUGAGGCCGCUGCGAGGCCUCAGGGCCUGGCUGUCUUGGGCGUUCUCCUGGAGGUGGGUGAGACUGAGAACCCAGCUUAUGAACACAUUCUGAGUCACUUGCAUAAAAUUAGGUAUAAAGGUCAGAAUACCUCAGUGCUUCCCUUCAACAUGCGAGCGCUGCUCCCCCCACUGCUGGCACAGUUCUUCCGUUACAAUGGCUCGCUCACCACACCUCCCUGCUACCAGAGUGUGCUCUGGACCGUCUUCAAUCGAAGGGCCCAGAUUUCAAUGGGACAGCUGGAAAAGCUUCAGGAGACACUGUUGUCCACAGAGAAGGAACCCUCUACGCUCCUGGUACAGAACUACCGACUCCCCCAGGCUCUCAAUCAGCGAACAGUCUUGGCUUCUUUCAUCCAAGCGGAAUCCUUGUAUACCACAGGUGAAAUGCUGAGCCUCGGGGUGGGAAUCUUGGCUGGCUGUCUCUGCCUCCUGCUGGCUGUUUAUUUCAUCGCUAGGAAGAUUCGGAAGAAGAUGCUGCAAAAUCGGAAGACUGUGGUCUUCACCUCAACACAGACCACGGAGGCAUAGGCUCCUGCUCGGACAUCACGGAUGCCUUCCCCUCACGCCUAUCAGGGAGCUUCUAGAAUGGGGAGCAGGAACUGGCCAGAAAAUACUGUAGGAGUAGCAGGCAGACACCCCUCCUUCCUCCAGAUAGCCCCUAUAGAGGCAUGGACAAGCGCUUGUUCAAGGAAGAACAGCUGAGCCUUCAAUCUCUCAAAACAUAUAGAUCAGGAGAACCCUACCCUGACAAUGCAGAGGACGAACCUUCUUUAGUUGUAGGGGAAGUUGGGAAUGUGCCCCAAAGUCCCCUACCCCCUUUCUUUAUGUCCCUUUCCCUAGGUAUGGGCAAGAUAUCCUCUUAGGGAAAAAACGUUGCUGUUUGGGGGGUUAUACUUUUGCUCAAUGUAUUUGGGAAUUAAAGUUUCUGACCUCA
Molecule: messenger RNA, 1792 nt
Organism: Rhinolophus ferrumequinum (greater horseshoe bat)
Lineage: Eukaryota; Metazoa; Chordata; Mammalia; Chiroptera; Rhinolophidae
Gene: CA14
Product: carbonic anhydrase 14
Exons: 11
Coding region: 376-1386 (336 amino acids)
Cellular component (GO): plasma membrane
Molecular function (GO): carbonate dehydratase activity; zinc ion binding
Source: RefSeq, a predicted model, not a curated record